Penicillium antarcticum is the source of this 1701-nucleotide messenger RNA. Its product is annotated as putative tetracycline-efflux transporter. Gene Ontology annotation, cellular component: membrane. The record is from RefSeq and is a predicted model, not a curated record. The transcript is spliced from 3 exons. Bases 1 to 1701 code for a protein of 566 amino acids. Gene Ontology annotation, biological process: transmembrane transport. NCBI's taxonomy places the organism in Eukaryota, Fungi, Ascomycota, Eurotiomycetes, Eurotiales, Aspergillaceae. Gene Ontology annotation, molecular function: transmembrane transporter activity.
AUGGAAAACGAGCAACUCUUUGCGAGCGAGCCCGAGCUCGACGCGCGGGCACGCGCUCGUGCAACUCCUACAGAGACAGACGCGCUCCUAUCUCCCUUGGCGUCCGGGGAAUCCCCGCCAGAGCAUGCCCACGACCGACCACGAUGGAGGAGACCGAGCAUUUGGUGGCUGUUGCCAUUCAGCCUGCUAUUCACGCUGGGACUGGGCGGAAUGGCCGUGCCCAGAAUCAACCUGAUCAUGUCGCUGAUUUGCCGAGAUUACUUGGCAGAGAAGUCAACCCAAGACCCUGGGUUUACUUUCUUCCCUGUUAUAUUCGGCGAUGAUAACAGCCAAUGCCAUAUCCCGCAGGUUCAAUCACUUGUCGCGCAGUUCCAGCUGUAUCUCAACCUCAUCGCGGGUAUACUAUCCGCAUUAGUCAGUCCCAGACUCGGCCACUUAUCCGAUCGAUAUGGAAGAACCAAAAUGAUUGCAAUGGGCGCAAUGGGAGCGGUAUUCAAUGAGAUCAUCACUGCGAUUGUGGCUACCUGGCCUGAGCAGAUGUCGGUCAACUGGCUUCUUGUCGGAGCCAUACUGGAUGGAGUGGGCGGCUCAUUCACAACUGCCCAGGCUCUGUGCCAUUCUUAUGCCUCAGACUGCACGCCCAUCGAGAAGCGAAGCGUGGCCUUUGGUUUCUUUCACGGCACUCUAUUCUUCGGAAUCGCGGUUGGGCCUGGUGCCGCGGCGUUUAUUAUCAAGUACGCUGGGGUUCUACCCAUAUUCUACAUUGCGCUUGCGCUGCAUGCUAUGUUCUGCGUGUCAGUCCUCUUUAUCGUUCCUGAAUCCUUGUCCAAAGAGCGACAGCUCGCUGCUCGCGAAAAGCACCGGUUGAAACCCGUGGAUGUUGAUGCUCCGAGGUGGUACUCUUGGCGUAUCUGGAACCCGAUGAAUUUGAUCACGCCUCUUGCCAUCCUUACCCCCGCGGUUGGAAGACCAAGCGUAUUGUUCACUAAUCAUCGUGGUGCCAGCCCGGCUCUGCGGCGAAAUAUUGUGCUGUUGGCAGCCAUCGACACCAUUAUUUUUGGAAUUGCAUUGGGCAUUGCUCAAAUUAUCAUUAUCUAUGCUGAGUAUAUGUUCAACUGGGGCAACGUGGAAUCCAGUAUCUUCAUUGCCAUCAUUAACGCUUCGCGUGUGAUCAAUCUGUUCGUGGUGCUCCCAUUAAUUUCGCGGCUCUUCCGCACCCCAGUCAAGAAUGAUGGCAGUAUCCGAGGCUCUGAUAUGCUGGAUGUUGUUCUCAUCCGCUUUUCAGUCGUUUUCGACGUGUUGGGCUUUGUUGGGUUUGCCCUGUCCAAGCAUCCAUCAGUAAUGAUCCUUUCUGGCGUAGUCGCCUCUCUUGGUGGCAUGGGAUCAGCCAUUCUGCAAUCAUCGCUCACAAAGCAUGUGCCCCAUGAAAGGAUUGGACAAAUGCUUGGUGCUACUGGUCUCUUACAUGCUCUUGCUCGGAUCGUUGCGCCGACUAUUUUCAAUCUAAUCUACAGCGUGACUGUCGCAACCAUGCCCCAGGCAGUCUUCGUGUUCCUUGCGGGCAUUUUUGGAGUCGCGUUCAUCGCAAGCCUGUUCGUCAGGCCACAUGUUACCCUCGAGAGAUCCGAGUUUGAGUCCGCAGAUAUACGAGUUGAAGCAAACGACGAGGGUGAUGAUGAGGAUGACGCUCUUUUGAGAUAG